This is a messenger RNA of Phragmites australis (common reed), 1718 nucleotides long. RefSeq names its product diacylglycerol O-acyltransferase 2D-like. NCBI's taxonomy places the organism in Eukaryota, Viridiplantae, Streptophyta, Magnoliopsida, Poales, Poaceae. The record is from RefSeq and is a predicted model, not a curated record. The transcript has 9 exons. Gene Ontology annotation, biological process: triglyceride biosynthetic process. Gene Ontology annotation, cellular component: endoplasmic reticulum membrane. The coding region runs from base 344 to 1354 and encodes 336 amino acids. Gene Ontology annotation, molecular function: diacylglycerol O-acyltransferase activity.
CCUGCAGGUGCAGGUGAGGUCAGACCCCUGACCCAGACGCACGCCGCUACAGAGGAGAGACGAAACAUCGACGUCUCUGCCGCGCCUCUCCGCACCGCGCGGGCAGCCACAUCAUGCCUGCGUGCACGCACACGGCAGCGCGAUCCUUAUAAAACACCGUGCAGAUCUGGGGCACCGCCGGAUCCGACGGCCGACGCGGGGCGAGGCGUCGAAGCAAGGCCGCCGGCCAACCGACGCAAACGGGAAGCGAGCAACGGAACGCCACCCCGGCCGCCCGAUCAAACUCGCACCCCCCCCCCCCUUCCCGGGAAAGAAGAGACCGGCCGGGAGCCUCGCCGCCGAGAUGGGCGCGGACGGAGGGCUAGGCCACGAGGCGGCGGGGAAGCCCGAGGAGGGGGAGGGAGGGGGCGAAGGCGGGGCGAGGGUGUUCCGGUGCAAGGACUACUCGCUGCCAAGGACUUCGCUGGCGCUGGCGCUCUGGCUCGGCGGCAUCCAUUUUAACGUCGUCCUCGUCCUCGCCUCGCUCUUCCUUCUCUCCCGCCGCGCCGCCGCCAUAGUGGUGGCGUUCCAGCUCUUCUUCAUGUUCUUCCCCGUCAAUGACAGGGACAAAUGGGGCCGCAACAUCGCCAGAUUCAUAUGCAGGCACGCAAUAGGGUACUUCCCGAUCAGUCUGCAUGUGGAGGACUACAAGGCUUUCGAUCCCAGCAGGGCUUACGUGUUUGGUUAUGAGCCCCACUCCGUCCUGCCCAUAGGACUUUCAGCUCUUGCUGACCUUAUCGGGUUUAUGCCCCUGACUAAAAUCAAGGUCCUUGCGAGCAGCGCGGUGUUCUACACCCCGUUCUUGAGGCAGAUUUGGACAUGGCUUGGAUUAAUACCUGCGACAAAGAAGAAUUUCUACUCCUACCUUGAAGCUGGUUAUAGUUGUAUUGUUGUGCCUGGUGGUGUACGGGAAAUGCUUCAUAUGAAUCGUGAAUCAGAGGUUGCUUUCCUUAAAUCAAGAAAAGGGUUUGUCAAGAUAGCAAUGCAGUCUGGCUGCCCCUUAGUCCCUGUUUUCUGCUUUGGACAGAGCUACGCAUACAAGUGGUGGAGGCCUGGUGGCAAAUUAUUUGUUAAUAUUGCUAGAGCAAUUAAAUUUACUCCUAUUAUCUUCUGGGGAAGAUACGGGACACCUUUCCCCUUUCCAAGACCGAUGCAUGUGGUUGUGGGUAGACCUAUCCAGGUCGAUAAAAAUCCCCAGCCUACCAUUGAUGAGAUAAAUGAAGUCCAUGAGAACUUCAUCAUCGCCUUGCGAGAGCUGUUUGAGAAGUACAAGGCGAAAGCUGGAUAUCCUGGCCUCCAUCUUCGAGUCCUAUGACAUUGCACCAGCACCAGGGUCAAGUUAGGAUUCAGUAAUAUCAUGGCUCGACGCUACAUUCCCAUUAGUCCCAAACGGCGCUUUGCAUGCGUUCAGGUUGCAAUGUGUUCAGUUAUAUGUGCGGCCAUCUUCAGAAGCUUCAGGUUGUAGCUCGGCAUUGUGGUGAUGAUCAUAAGGCACCUAGCUCCGACGCAAAAAUGUGCACCGGUUGCUCACAAGUCAUAAAGCCUAAGAAGGCAACCAUUACUGAAAAUUGUAGUUCUCUGCUUUGAACUUUGAUGGCUGAAAUGCAUUUGUAAGAGUCGAUCCCAAAGCUGAUUAUCUAAGAGUCCAUGUGAUGGACUAUAUUUUCUGAUUGCUUUCA